Anopheles stephensi (Asian malaria mosquito) is the source of this 7257-nucleotide messenger RNA. RefSeq names its product oxysterol-binding protein-related protein 9. The transcript has 22 exons. Gene Ontology annotation, molecular function: sterol binding. Gene Ontology annotation, cellular component: cytosol; membrane; intracellular membrane-bounded organelle. The record is from RefSeq and is a predicted model, not a curated record. Gene Ontology annotation, biological process: sensory perception of taste. NCBI's taxonomy places the organism in Eukaryota, Metazoa, Arthropoda, Insecta, Diptera, Culicidae.
AAGCCAACCAUAAGCAUGAGUAACGAUAACGCGAAACCCACCGACAGUACCUUCUGCCAGAUAAUGAAACCGAUCUACUACAUGUCCAAGGUGGCCGGUCUGUGGCCCCAAUCGUUUCUACGCAAAUCGCCCGGCGUUACCGUGCUCGAUAUUGCCUACCUGCUGAUACUGUACUUCAUGUGCUUCUUCUGCAUACUCGUGAACACUAAUGCGAAGCUGUGGGAUUACUACAUGAAACCGUUCGAGUCGGACAUCUUGCGGUAUGGGCUGCAGACGCAUCUACUGAACGGAUUGAAUCUUAGUGUACUUAUUAGCACGAUCAAUGUGAUACAGUACAAGCGGAAAUGGGAGUACAUGGAGCUGCUGGACAACAUUACGAAGGUGGUCGAGCAGGAGUUUCACGUGCGAUAUCCCGUCCGGGUGGUGCAAAUGUUUAUUACGAUUAUAAUUUGUGCCGAAUUUCUUUACCUUAUGCUGAUACUGUUUGGCUACUACUAUCUGAUCGAUCGAACGUUAAACAUCACCACUACCUACCUGUACGCGUCGUACUACAUCAUGAACGUCUCACUGCUGGCCCUGCUGAACGAGUACACCUACUUUACCGUCCAUAUACGCCGUCUGUUUAUGAUAGUGAAUCGAUUGCUGAAGCAACUACUGCUGACCGAUACGAACCGCAUCGAAACGGUGUUGCUCGAUCAGAAUCGGAAAAGUAAAACACCGACGAUUGCGUACGAUGAAAUCUUCACCAUUUAUGAUAGAGGUGGACGUAAGGAGUUGGAUGCGAAUGCGGGAGCUGGGAAGAGGAAUGGCCCAUCGAAGGUGACAGUGGUUGCACCUGCUUCGGCUGGAUUUAAUAAGCUGUCUACUAGCACUGUUUAUACUACCUACAUCACACAGCUCAAGAUUGAUCAGCAUUCCAGCAUGGACACGAUAUUGAAAACAAUCAACCGUCUUUCGGUACUGCACUAUCAUCUGUGUGAUGCGAUUCGGCUAGUAAACCGUAUAUCCUCACUCUCGCUAAUGUUCCACUUUGGCGCCAUGUUUGUUUUUCUCGUGUUUGGUCUGUUUACGUUCUACAAAGCAUUCAACUCGGGCUCGUGGGCAUUUCGCAUUAUGGCGAUGGCAAACGGGGCGUGGAUUGCGUUUUACAUCGUGGGAAUUUUGACCGUCAUUACGGCUACGACGGCAGCGCAGAACAGUGGCCGCUUGACCGGGGACAUCGUUCAUCAGAUCAUUCGAAAGCAUCAGAACCAUUUUUCGGUCGAUGUUAUUGAGAAGCUUUCCACCCUAUCGCUUCAGGUGAAGAUGCGCGAUAUGUCGUUUUCGUGUGGAUUGUUCCAUUUUGAUUGGAAUCUCUUCAGUUCGUGCUCUAACCAAGGUUUUUGCCAAUUUACAGCCCCGUAACCACCGAAAUCGGCAAAUCCUCCCGCUACGACGAUGGCGAUGAUGCUGGAGGGCACCCUGUCCAAAUGGACGAACGUGAUGAAGGGCUGGCAGUAUCGGUGGUUCGUUCUGGAUGAAAACGCCGGACUGCUGUCGUACUACACCUCAAAAGAAAAAAUGAUGAAAGGCGUACGGCGUGGCUGCGUUCGCCUAAAGGGUGCCAUCAUCGGCAUAGACGACCAGGAUGUGAACACAUUUACGAUCACCGUCGAUCACAAGACGUUCCACUUUCAGGCGCGUGAUGCAGAGGAACGCGAAAAAUGGGUUCGUCGCCUGGAGGACUCGAUACUGCGGCAUGCGAACCGCAGCCGAGCGCUGUGGGAUCAGCAGUACAAUAACGGCAGCGGCAGCACGAGCGCACAGAGCAGCGCAAUGGGUUUCACAUCGGGCGGUGGCGGCGGACCGGCGGGCAGUGCUGGUGGCAGUGGAGUCGGUGGUGGCGGUACGCCCGGUUCCAGUGUCCGGCGAUCGAACAAUUUGGUACUGUUCGACCGGAAGGUAACGGAGGCGGACGCGUUUCUGCAGCUAAUGAUUGACCAAACAACGAAACUCGACGCGAGACUGGAAACGCUUGGUGACACGGAGGAAGCCACUCACCUCAAAACGAUCAACGAGCAUGUCAACGCAAUGCUGGAUAAUAUUAAACAUUCGAUAGUGCUUCUCCAGAUCGCAAAGAACACCGCCAACCCUAUCAACGGUAUCUACCAAGGUCCUAUCUCUAGUAAGUCCGAAACGGAAACGGAACCCAGCGAGUCUGGUCUGGUCGUGGGUGUGAUGUCUACCUCGCUGCCGACCGACGUCGAGGUAGCGGACGAAUGCCGAGAGGGCGUGCGGCGUGCCAACAUUGCACAUGCUUCUAUCAGCGUGCCGGAAACGUCCUACUCGAGCUCGGAGGGCGAGGACGACUUCUUCGAUGCGAACGAUUCCCCGUUUACCUCUAGUCAAUUAAACACACCGACAAGCAACACUCGAACCCUGUCCGAGCACACUGCCCGCUUGUCGGUGGAGGAACACUAUGCAUCGGCCGAGGACAGCACAAGCAACUCGCUCAAGAAGCAGGACAGCCUGGUCAGCUCCAACACCACGUCCAUAUCAGCCACCGGCCCGCUGGUCGGUGCCGGUAGCGACGGUGUGCCCCGACCCGUGCUGCACGAUCCGAUACCGCUCGCGUCCGGUGUGCCUCGCAAAUCGUACGACUCGAAAGCCCUUCCGAUCCGCACCGAUGGUAGCCUCGACUACGAUGCCUUAUACGAAGACGAGUCCGACAACGAUCUGUCGAUGGAGUCGCAUGGAUCGGUCGUGACCCAUCUGCUGUCCCAGGUAAAGAUCGGCAUGGAUCUGACGAAGGUCGUACUGCCGACGUUCAUCCUCGAGCGGCGAUCGUUGCUGGAGAUGUACGCCGACUACUUCGCCCAUCCGGACCUGUUUCUGCGGAUAGCGGACCUGAAGGAACCGCGCGAGCGGAUGGUGCAGGUCGUCCGGUGGUAUCUGAGCGCGUACCACGCUGGGCGGAAGAGUUCCGUCGCGAAGAAACCGUACAAUCCAAUUUUGGGCGAAAUCUUCCAGUGUCAUUGGGACAUUCCGGAGCUGCCAACGGGUGACGAAGCGUCCAACGUGGAGGUGAAAGAUGGACCGAUUCCAUGGUGCCGCAGGGACCAACUAACCUUUAUCGCCGAGCAGGUCUCGCACCAUCCGCCAAUAUCAGCGUUCUAUGCUGAGCAUUACAACAAGAAGAUCAGCUUUUCCGCGCACGUGUGGACCAAGUCCAAGUUUCUCGGUCUUUCGAUAGGUGUGCACAACAUCGGCCAGGGUACGGUGACGCUGUGUGAUCUGAACGAGGAGUAUGUCGUCACUUUUCCUAAUGGUUAUGGGCGAUCCAUCCUAACGAUACCGUGGAUUGAGCUCGGUGGCACGAUAACCAUCACCUGUCCGCAGACGGGCUAUCGGGCCGAUAUAGACUUCAUCACGAAACCUUUCUACGGUGGCAAAAAGAAUCGAAUACAGGGCGAGAUCUACGGACCGAACGACAAGAAGUCGUUCAUCAGCAUCAGCGGCGAAUGGAGCGGCCUAAUGGAGUACAAAUUCAACGAUGGCAGCAAACCCUCCAAGUUUGAGACGUUCGUCGACGUGAACAGCAUACCGAUCUACAAGAAGAAGGUACGCCCGGUCGCGGAACAGGACGAAAAUGAGUCGCGCAAAGUUUGGCGCGAAGUAACGGCCGGUUUGAAGAUGAACGACAUCGAAAAGGCAACGAAUGCAAAGUUUCAGGUAGAGCAAAAGCAACGCGAAGAAGCCAAAGAGCGGAAGGAAACGUUCGGCGAAUGGGAAACGAAGUACUUCAAGGGUAUCGGUGAAUCGUGGAUCUACACCACGCCGCUACUGCAUAGGUUAACGCUGGAAAAACGGGAUAGCAAAAGAUAGCAAUCGAACGAACAUAACACCACCAACAAUGGUAGCACUAGCACGUAAGCAGAUACUUUGGAUAUAGCAGAUAUAUCUAUAUACAUAUAUACAUAUAUACCUAUACAACUAUACAACACAUCUAUAUAUUAUACACAACACACUAUAGGAAAAAAAAACACACGCAAGAAAAGAGAGGAAAAAGUUCAAACUAAACAAACCAGCAAAACAAAAACAGCAGAUAGAGAAGCGUGACGCGAAAGACGAAGCGUUAUAAGCGAUAAGCGUUACAUGCAUUACAGUAGCGUUACAUGCAUAACAAUUCUCCUUUGAUUUACUUAUCAAGCUGCCAGUAACGUACGGUUCUUUGUUUCUUUGUGAGCAGUAGCAGAUGCUGCAGUAGACCAUUGCGCACUGCUAUAUGUUAGGUUAGAUGAGAUAAUGUUUCAGUUACUGUUAUGGAUUCAGUGUCCGGAAUCUUGAGCUUACAUGUCCAGGCGUACACUCUAGCUGAGAGUGGCAUUUGUACUGUAUCUCUGUACUGUGUGUGUGUUUAAAGGAAGUGUUGAAUUUCUCACUUUCCUUGCUCCUAAUAAUCUCUAGAAAAAUUGCGAGAGCAAAUGUAGUUUUUUUUGCUUUCUUUUAAUGUUCAUUAAUUUAUAUUGCAUUUUCUGAAUCCUCAUUAGUGGUAGUGUAGCGCAUUUGUGCGUAUUGUUUCGUUUUUUUUUUUUGUCUUUUUGUCCGCUAAUCCUCAUAAUCGCACUACGAUCGCACUCAUGUAGUAAAGUUUGUAGCUGGCCAGGCGUUGAACAGAACCGGUGGCGUUGGAUGGAAACCCCCGCUCCCCAUUAUAAUAGUGAUGUUGAGAUUCUCAGUUUUAGUCUAACGUUGUUAUAGCAAACUUAAACCGAGAAUAGAAAGAGAAUAAACCCCCAAUUUAAGGAGAAGGAGAAGAAAAAAAACAUGUAAAAGAAAAACAAAAAACAAAUGUGAUAUGCACAAAAGUUAAGUAAAACUCUAGCGAGAAUCUUUCACUCCAAAACCACUAUUACACUUCUACUAGAGUCGCCGAACGCGCUGGCCAUCAGCUCCUCCAAAGGGUGGGCGCGGAAGACAAAAAGAAGGAGAACCGUGUGUGUGUACUCCCUUCGCGAAGCUACUUACAGAAAAGGAAAGUUGGAGGCAGAAAGGUCGGAAGAACUUGUUAAUAAUUGCAAUCUAUUAUUAGCCGAAUGCCCAUGCUCACACAAAAAAGAAAAAGAAAAACAAAACAUUAUUCUGUCCGAAUAACACAGCAAGUAAUCGAAUCAAAGUUAUCAUUAAAAGCUAACCGUAACGGGGCAACGUUAUAAAAAGAAAGCAAACAAAAAUGCACCUUUAAAACAAUUAUAGAAGAAAACCGGUUGAAAACAUUUUCUAAGAUCUGAAUAAGGAGCAGAUAAGAGAAAAGAAGGGGCGUAAGGGGGUUAGUAAUAACAGAUAAAAAGCGAAAUCGUGCAUGUUAACAAUGAACAAUAUUUUCUACCGUUUAAAUGUGAAGUAAGGAGAAGAAGGGAGAUAACAAAAGUGGAGAAAAUUAGGAAACUUCAGCACACAAAAAAAGAGAAAGAAAAAGAAAACGAAACAGCAAACAAUUCUUUAUUUCGUUAUGUGGUUUUCACUUCGCAUAAUAAAUAAGUAAAACAGCACAUAGAGCCAGAAGUAAACAAAAUCUCACGCGCAAGUUAAGCGUUAACAAAAGAAGGAUAAGGAAGGAUUCACUGUUAAAAUCGUGCGUAGAAACAGAUGUAAAGUUAUAUCUUAUACAUACACAUCGACACACACACACACGAUAAUAUGCAAAACACAUACACACACGAGCCUAAUAUUAAUAUAUUUUGAUCACUUGGGGCCGUGGUGGCAGUGAUCGUGAAUCGUAACAAUACGAAGCAGAAAACAGAUACACACUCACACUAUACUAUACUAUGAAGUGAAUCUUAAUAGACAUACACACACAAACGAAAAACAAAAAAACUAAUGCGCUUGUUUAUAUAGAAGAAAAAGACGAAUAAAAUUACAGUAAGAAAACCGAAGUAAAGCUGCGCUGCGUGGAUCGCAUAACACAGAUCCACGCAAUAACACGGAAAAUAGCAAACAGGAAGAUACAGGGGUUUUUUGGUCAGUUGAUAAUGUAAAAUCAGCGAUCCCUUUGUAGGAUCCUUAGAUGAAAUGGUAAACAAAGGUAGUUGACAUGGGAAUCUUCUUCUUCUUUGUUGGCCUAACGACCUCUUAGGUCAUGCUUGCCACUUCUGACUUACUAGAGUUAUUUAUAAGUGUGUUUAUACCUCUAGGUUACGCACUUGACCGAGCGCUGACAGGUCGUGUAUAAUAUCAUCGGCUUCGAUUACAAUAUCAUCUGGUAACUUCACAGCAAACUAGCUCAGCUAGCUUUUUUUACCAUUUUAUCUGGGAAGCCCACAAAAAAGAUCGAUGCUUUUACAUUAUCAACUAGAAACCCCUUUUAUAAAAAACUUGGGGGGGAAAAGGAGGAAAAGCAGUGGAAUAACCGGUCAGAAAUUAAAUCACAAAAAAGCGGUACAGCAAGCUAAACCCGAGUAGUCGAAAAGUAAACUAGUGCGGGAAGAAAAAACCCGCUGCAACUAUAGCAGAACUACCCCAUCCAUCAAUUCUCUUCCGGUAGAAGGUGACAUUUUCCCUUUCUCAUGCUACUAGGCCGCGCCCCUUUUAAAGAAAGUGAGCAAGCAAGUAAGGACAAAAAAGGAAACCCCGUAUGCACAUUGUUAAAGUUUAGAACCGCAUUGUGUAGUUGUGUAUUGCUGCUGCUGUAACAAAAGAGCAGAACAAAACAAAACCAAUAUCAAUGCAUCGCGCUCGCGGGAUCAUUAAUCUAACAAACUGAAAAUUGUAAAGGUGUGUAAAGGAAGGAUCAAAAGGUUCUACAGCAGGAAGAAAAAGGAAAGAGAAUGGCGAAAAUGCUGAGCUGGCAUCGAUUGCAAUAAACAACACCCAAGUGCGUGCAAAGCAAAAUGCAAAACUACUAAAUGUAAGAAAGCCAACAAAACAUAACCAACCCCGAAACACAAUUAUCAAAAGGGCUAUAUCUUUAAAAAAAAAAACAAAAACGAAAACACACACAUAAAACAGCAGUUAAAAAUGAAAAGUAAUGAAUAUUAAAAUAGAGACGAAUAAGCUAGCAGCAUGUUAACACAGAAAAAGGUGUCAAAAAGAGGGAAAAGACAGAAGAAACAAGCAAAACACACACACACACUAGUACACACGUCCUCACCACACACAUACGCGUACUUUUAAAAACUGAAAACUUUAUACACUUCCACUCCCCAUGGUUCCCCCCCGCUCCCUGGUUAAUAAUGGAAAAUAAAAGAUUCCUACACCAAAAUGCCCAGAAUAAACUAA